AUACAAGCUAUUGGCAUACGCAUGUAUGCAAGAAGUACCUACCCAGGUAGAUGUAUGGGAUACGACUAUGUGCGUAGUAGCUGUACAUCUAUAUACACAUUCACAUAUGAGUGCUUCUAUGCUUAUAUGUUUACAUGUAUUCAUGUGUUUAUUUAUUUGUUCUGUUGCUGUUACUUGCAUGUGAUUUGCGAUGACGAUGACGGGUGGGCGACUUCGGCUCGGAACUGCAGCUCCAACCUCGGCGCAACGAAAAAAGAAACCAUCUAUCAACUACCGGCUAUCAAAGGGAGCUAUCACAACUUCUAAUAAUUCAAUCACACAUUUCCUUUCCUCCUCCUACACAAUCUCAAAAGGACGCUUGAUUCAUCUCCAACAACCAUGGCGGACGCAGGAGAACCCCAGGCGCCUCAACCGCCAGCAUCGACAUCAACAACCACAAUCCCAUCAACGGAACAACCUCAACCUCAACCUCCCACCAAAUCCCCACAACCCUCACAAGCACCACCCUCACCCCCCUCAAAACCUCACCUCCUCAACCUCCGCCUCGCCCUCCUCCGCCUAAUCUACCGCCUCGCCCACUCCACCGACACAACCCUCCUCCGCAUCUCCGCGCUCCUCUCCACCCCCUCCGGAAUCGACUCAACCCUCUGCACAAUCUCCUACACCCUGACCCUCCUCCGCGCACUCCUCACCCGCGUCCUCGAAGCCCGCCUAACCACGCUCGCCACAUCCCUCGCCUCAAAAGCCGACGCCGUGCUCCUCCCGGGCGAAACCCUCAUCGCCACGCUGCCCGCACCCCCCACCACGAAAGCCCUCGCCCACCUCGUCGCCACCUCCAAAGCCCUCAACGACACCAUAUCCGACUACCGCAUCUUCGUGCGGCUCUGGGGGCUCGCGGGCAUCUACACGUGGGCGCGCGCCACGCUGCUGGCGCCCGCGCCCAAGGAUAGGAGGGAGAAGGUGCUGAGGGCCGUGGAGUGGGGCGAGAUCGUCGCGAGUGUGGGGUUCCAGGUCCUUGAGAACGGGGCGUAUUUAAGUUCGAAGGGGGCGUUGACGACGAGUGGGUGGGCGGGUGACGAGGGGAAGAGGAGGGAGGCGAGGUGGUGGGUUUGGAGCUCGAGGUUCUGGGCUGCGCAGGUGUCGUUGGAGUUUGUGAGGUUGUUUGUUAAGUGGUUGUACUUUGAGGGGGAGCUGGGUGUGAAGGGUGGGGAGGGGGUGGAUGAUGGGGAGAAGGAGGGGAAGAUUAGGGGGGAGGAGAGGGAGAGGGUGUGGAGGGAGGAGAAGCAGCUUUGGUGGAGGGAUCUCGUGAAUAAUAUGGCGUAUUUUCCCAUGACGAUGCAUUGGUCGUCUGAGACGGGGUUGCUCAGCGAUGCUGUCGUUGGGUUCUGCGGUAUCUUUGCUGGUGGGGUUAUGCUUCGCCAUCGCUGGAAGGCUACCGCUUGAUUGAGGUCGGAGAGAUAGGGGAGGGUGGUGCAUGAUGGAUGUGCCUUUUCUACGGGAAACGUUGACUUCAUCGGACUGGAUCUAAAGAGAUUGAAACGAUGAGUACGGGAUCGGGGACAAUAUGUUGUAUGACUACUAUUAGAGAUAUAUCAAAGGCAUAUGUUUAGAGCAGGUAGUCUGUACUCCCUUCGAACAGACCUCCAAAAUUACCUCUGC
Messenger RNA from Aaosphaeria arxii CBS 175.79, 1659 nucleotides. RefSeq lists its product as uncharacterized. The record is from RefSeq and is a predicted model, not a curated record. Bases 379 to 1443 code for a protein of 354 amino acids. The transcript has a single exon. NCBI's taxonomy places the organism in Eukaryota, Fungi, Ascomycota, Dothideomycetes, Pleosporales.